GAUCUCCCCCGCCCCGCAGAUAAUGGUACAGUCCGAUGUUGAAAUUCCGAGAAUUGAGCUACUGUGUUUCUUAGAACUGGAUUCUCAGAACUGGUGAUGCACAGAGUUUCGAGGAAACUUUUACAAGUUUUUGAUAGAAUGGCCACAACUGCAGAUGGCUGCAUUCAAUUCACACGCCAUGCGGGCGACGUCCUGCUCAACUUCAACCGCCUCCGCAGCAGAAACAUCCUGACUGAUGUCACCAUACGUGUGGAUGGACAGCAUUUUCAUGCUCAUAAGGCCGUCUUGGUGGCCUGCAGUGGCUUCUUUUAUUCAGUGUUCAUGGACCCAGAGAAUGCAAACCUCAGUGCCAUCAGCUUAGACCCCAAAGUGGACCCCAAGGGUUUCGCCAUCCUGCUGGACUUUAUGUACACAUCCUGUCUAAAUCUUAAGGACAGUCAAGUCCUGGCCAUCAUGAGCACAGCCAUCUACCUCCAGAUGGAACACGUGGCUGACACCUGCCACAGGUUCAUCAAGUCCAGGCAUCUGUCUGUGAAUGUCAAAGAGGUACAGACCAACUCCUUACAUCUGGCUGAGGAGAUCCCUGCUUUAAGGCUUGUCAAUGAAAAAGAGCCAGACUGUCAAAACAACCUCACAUCAACAUCAACAUCAGCAUCCUCUCUCCAGGAGUACAGGGGCUACACCCCCAAUGUUUUCAGGGGGAUCAACACCUCUGGCUCCUAUCACGUCUAUGGUGACGUUCAUGUCCCUACUGGGAAGCUGGAAGAUUCUAAUAAGGUUGGUGACCUUCCUAGAGGAGGGUCCUGGUCCCAGAAACAAUGCUCACAGGUACCCAGCAUAAACAUGGCUCACAAUGAGUUCACUUCCAUCACCUCCCACCCUGUGCCAUGCCACCCCAGUUUCCCCACUGCUAUCAUUCGACCAGCAGGAGCCCAUGGGAGCCUUCAGAGGCCUGAUACUCCCAUGGAUGAAGACGGUAUUCAGCAUCCACAGACCGGCUGCCUAAGGAUGUCUCCAGUUUUUAUCAAAGGUGUGAUCUGUAGCCCUCAAAGCCCUCUCAGAUCUGACUGCCACCCGAACUCGCCCACCGAGUCCAACAGCAGCAGAAACGCCACACUGAGCCACAAACAGCCCUCAGACUGUCCCAAGGACACGAAGGCCCGCAACUGGAAGAAGUACAAGUUGAUUGUUAUGAACCAAGCUCCUGAUGAGAAUGAAAAGGAAGCUCAGAGAGGCAGCGCUGAAGCACUGACCAUGUCCCCUGCACGAAGCCCCUGCAGGAGCGGCGCAACAGGUGGACACAGUGAAAUCCAGGCAGAAGAGGGAGCCAGCGAGCAGAGAGAAGAAAUGCUGACUUCUCAGAGUGUGGACAACUGCAGCAGCAGCAGUACCUGUAGCAGCAUCAGCCACCACAGAUGCUCCUCCUGCGGCUGCAACAGCCCUCAGUGCAUGGAGAUGGGUCACCUAUCUCCUGACUCGUACAGCAGAGAUGACACCACCAAACUACACUCAGAGUACUCCUCCUCCAGCAGUGAAAACAGUACCUACUUCUGCAACGGGUGUGACUCCAGGUUCGUAGAAGAAGAUUCCCUGAAAGACAGCAUGGUCCAGGUCCACAGUGACAAGCCAUACAAAUGUGACUGCUGCCAGGCUGCCUUCCGCUACAAGGGCAACCUGGCCAGCCACAAGACCGUUCACACCGGUGCGAAGCCCUACCACUGCAACAUCUGUGGUGCCCAGUUCAACCGACCAGCCAACCUCAAGACCCACACCCGCAUCCAUUCUGGAGAAAAGCCAUACAAGUGUGAGACAUGUGGCUCCAGAUUUGUCCAGGUGGCCCACCUUCGUGCCCACGUGUUAAUUCACACAGGAGAGAAGCCGUACCCCUGUGAGAUCUGUGGAACGCACUUCCGCCACCUUCAGACGCUCAAGAGCCACAUGCGCAUUCAUACUGGAGAAAAGCCUUAUCAUUGUGAAAAAUGCGACCUGCACUUCAGACACAAGAGUCAGCUGAGGCUUCACCUCCGACAGAAGCACGGCGCCGUCACCAACACCAAGGCUCAGUAUCGCAGGACUCCCAGUAACAUUGUCACAGGCCUGGUGAGCGCCUGCUGAGUCUGCUGCAUUUCCCGUUUUUUUGUUUUCCUUCUGUGCCGGCUCCUGCCGUGUUGUCAAAAAUCUACAUUUUUUAGAAACACAAACGCAGAUAUUAUGCAUAUGCCCUUCAUGCGUUUAUAUAUGAUGGACAUUAUGUAAGCUCUUUGGUGUUUCAGAGAUUGUAGAAGUUUAUGCUUUCAUUGUGAAUGUCUAACAACAGAAUGUACAUUUGAAUGUGAUUAUGAGCUGGUAUUUCUUUAUUUUGCAAAUGACUGGACAGAAUGUCAGCAGUGAAGGACAGUCCUCUUUCUCAUUCACAUUAGAACUCACUGUUACACUUCUGCUUUAGAUACUGGUAUGAAUUUGCUCAGUAAUGUGGUCACAUUUUGCGCAGUUAUUUUUCAUUAGGUUUGUAAAUAAGAUAAUUUAUAUUUAAAGGUUGCCAUCUGCUGGCAGAAUACGAAUAUAUUUAGGUUGAGUGUGUUUUCUUACAUGCAUUGAGCUUCGCUUACUGUCAAUAACACAAGGAUGUGUUAUUUUGCCUUUUCAUAGUUUAUGGUACGUAUUGUAAUAUGUCCAGAUUGUCAUUCGUUCAUUUAAGAAUUGCUAUUUGUGUAUUUUUCUUUUUUUUUUUCAAUAAUUUCUAGACUCCUGUUGGUAUUUUGCACAUACUCAUAAUGCUGUAAUUCAUAUAUUUUCAUACUUUCGAUUCAGAUAUUUCAUUACUUAAAAUGUUGACAUGUUGAUAUUGUUAGUUAAGACCAUGUGCCCAGCACUUGCUAUACACUUAUUUAUAUUCUACCUUUGGUGUAAUGUAUUACAUUUUGGUGCUGCAGUGAUCCAUUUUGCCCAGCAGGAUCAUUAAAGUCUGAUCACAUUUUAUCCAACAUUAUACAUUAUAGUGCACUAGUACGAACCAGUAUAUUCAUAGUGCCUUACGUUCACAAUUUUCUAUUGGCUACCUUGCCAUACUACUAAUAUGCUAGAAGUUCGACAGUAUGAAAGUCUCGGUAGUUAAAGUAAAUUGCUUUUGUGAUGCAUUUCACACACGGUGCGUUGCCCUGUUGUCAUGUGUAUGCAUGUCAGGUACUGAUGUUUUGGAAGCUGAUAACCUGUUUUGUGUAGCUCCUAAAAUGCAGAUACACCAGGCCUCAAGCUAAAAAAUGCUCAGGAAUAUUAGUAAUGAUGUAAGCAAAUGUCUUUGUAAGUGCAUAUAUAUAAAUAUAUAUAUAUAUGAAAUAUACUGUAUAUAUGGCAUGAAAAUAAAAGGUACAUUAUGUAGCAC
This is a messenger RNA of Scatophagus argus, 3382 nucleotides long. It is a transcript of the gene bcl6ab, whose product is annotated as BCL6A transcription repressor b. Bases 97 to 2115 code for a protein of 672 amino acids. Gene Ontology annotation, biological process: negative regulation of transcription by RNA polymerase II; regulation of cytokine production; regulation of immune system process. Gene Ontology annotation, molecular function: protein binding. Lineage: Eukaryota; Metazoa; Chordata; Actinopteri; Scatophagidae. The transcript is spliced from 9 exons. The record is from RefSeq and is a predicted model, not a curated record.